AUCUCAUCUCGAUCGCUCUCUCUAAAAUUUUCUCUGAUUUUUUCUUCUUUUCUACUUUCAAUCAAUCAGUCUCUCCAUUUAAGGGAAAUUUUGAAGUGAUGAUGAUGAUGGAUGUUAAAGGCAGAAACAGCAAUCUCAAGAGCAGCUCCUCCUCCUCCUCCUCCACCACUCAAAGUGAAGAGGAGAUGGUGGGUGACUUGAGAAGAGGUCCUUGGACUGUUGAAGAAGACUUCAAGCUCAUCAAUUACAUUGCUACUCAUGGAGAGGGUCGUUGGAACUCUCUCGCUCGCUGCGCAGGCCUCAAGCGAACCGGAAAGAGUUGCAGAUUGAGAUGGCUCAACUAUUUAAGACCUGACGUUCGACGUGGAAAUAUCACCCUCGAAGAACAACUCAUGAUCCUUGAGCUUCAUUCGCGAUGGGGCAAUCGAUGGUCCAAGAUCGCACAACACUUACCAGGAAGAACCGACAACGAAAUCAAGAACUACUGGAGAACCCGCGUCCAAAAGCACGCUAAGCAGCUUAAAUGUGACGUGAACAGCAAGCAAUUCAAGGACACCAUGAAAUAUCUAUGGAUGCCUAGAUUAAUUGAAAGAAUUCAAGCAGCCAACACCACCGCCACUAGCAUUAGCACUGCUAAUACAGCUGCACCAACCACCGGUGUAGCCACUGCCAGCACCACCACAGACCCCAAUCAUCACAACCACCUAAUAAUCAACAGCACCGACAUGGGCAACGGGCAAUGGGCGGCUGUGGCUCAUGGCGGAGCAGGGUUCGUUGCGAAUGAGUUUGGGGUUGCACAAGUUACUCCUAGUACUUACACUACUCCAGAAACUUCAAGCACAGCUGCCUCCUCAGACUCAUUUGGGACACAGGUUUCGCAGAAUGAUUAUUACAGCAUGAAUCCAGAUUAUUUUCAAUCUGGGCAAGUUGGCUACUCAGAAUUGAUGAUUAGUCCUUCUGGUUAUUUUAACCAAGUACUGGAUUUCCAAGCCAUGGAGCAGAACAACCACCAAUUAUGGGUGGACGGUGGGGACCCAUCCGACAAUUUGUGGAAUGUUGAGGAGUUCUGGUUCAACAACAUGUGAAAAACCCCAUCAAAAACAGGCCCUUAAAUGUAGAUCAGGUUAAAAAAAACACUAUGGAGGAGGAGGAAGAAGAAGAAGAAUAUAGAAUAAUUCAUAAUACAUAUAGAAUCUAUGAUAGACAGAUCGAGAGGUCUAAUUGUGGAUUACUUCCUUAAUUUUUAUUUCCUUUGCGUUUUUUUUUUUUUUUAUUUGUUUUCUUAGUCUCAUUCUUUGACAUUGACACUGUAACUCUUUUGUUUGGGAAAAACUUAUUUGUUAAUUA
Messenger RNA from Hevea brasiliensis (rubber tree), 1347 nucleotides. RefSeq names its product transcription factor MYB108. Gene Ontology annotation, biological process: regulation of DNA-templated transcription. Bases 99 to 1085 code for a protein of 328 amino acids. Lineage: Eukaryota; Viridiplantae; Streptophyta; Magnoliopsida; Malpighiales; Euphorbiaceae. Gene Ontology annotation, molecular function: DNA-binding transcription factor activity; sequence-specific DNA binding. The record is from RefSeq and is a predicted model, not a curated record. Gene Ontology annotation, cellular component: nucleus. The transcript is spliced from 3 exons.